Molecule: messenger RNA, 2082 nt
Organism: Entrophospora candida
Lineage: Eukaryota; Fungi; Glomeromycota; Glomeromycetes; Entrophosporales; Entrophosporaceae
Source: the annotation of a GenBank genome assembly
AUGUUGAUAAUUGAAUUGAGUGUUGGUCAAUUAGCUGGACUGAUUGGUAUUUUAAGUGCUCUUCUACCAAUUAUUAUUAGUGUGUUUGGCGUCAUAUCAAUAUUAAUGAGCAUCAAUAAUAAAAUGACUGCUUUAGAGUGGACAACUUUAAGUAAAGUGAUUGGAGAAAGUCUGCUUAACAUUUAUGGAGCAGGUGGACAACCUAUUUUAACAGGAAUUAGAUUAUUAUUAUGGGGUGUGGGAUCAUAUAAACGUAAUAUACUUUACUUACUCAUUGGAAUAUCUUUAAUAGCAUUAUUUGGAGUAUCAGCUAUUGCACCACUUGGUAUUUCUACGUGUGCAGUGACAAAUGAUAUAACGUCUGUUGAGGUUGAUGUCAUUAAGGCUGAUCCAUUAUUGAGUAAUGCAGUUAAUAACACAUUUUCUUUGAAGGAGCUAACAAGAAUUAGGGUGUGUGGUGUAGUUGUCUACCACCCAUGCCCAGGAACGAAAGGUGGGUUGUAUGUAGAUGAAGAAUAUGCAAUUGACUUUAACAAAACAUACAGUAACAAUGCAAUGAGAUAUCGUCUGUUGAAAACUAGUAGCAAUGAUAAUAUUUCGUAUCCUUCCCAUGAUUUUAUGAUGCUGAGUGUAACAACAAGUGUACGGAAAGAGGGUUAUGGAAUUAUUGACACAAUGGUUGUAGAUCAUGAUAAUGGUGGAUUUUUAGUAAAUAAUGUAAUCCAACCCAAUUUAAAAGCCAACGGGAGUCUUAGUUGGUCAAUUCAAGGCAUGUGGCUGCAACAGCACGUCAGUUGUCAUUCAACAAAUCUUACGAUGAUUUCAUGGAAAAAUGGUACUGACUUUCAGAGUGAAUGGAUAGGCUAUGUAGUUAUCAACAACACUGAUAUAAAUUCAUUGGGUAUAAAUCCAAUUGGCGAUCGAGGCCAAUCAACUGAUCUUCCAACAAGAAGCAUUAUGUAUAGUCGGAUGAUACAAGAUCUUCUUAUGGAAGGAUUAAAUAUGACAGCAAAUGGGACCUUUUUUGAGUCACCAGUUCUGUUCACUAAUUUUUUUGAGCCAAAAACUGUUGAUUCAAGAAGCUUAAGUGGAAAUUUCAAUAUGGGUGUUGAAUUUAAUGAUACACUUAUCUGGGAUGCUGAAGUUCGGUGUGAAGGAUAUACUGGAAUUGACAAUAUUUCAGAAAAUAUAGUCGGUGUUAACUGCUGGACAUUACUUGGAUUUCCCAUACAAACUACACGAGGUACUGAACAAACUUUUUACAGCUGUGCUAGCGUAGUUGAAGCAAGUGUAAAGACUAUCAACUUGCAAUCUAGCACAGCAGGAGCAAUUAAUGUAACAGAUGUGCAAACCAUUCCAGCACAAUGGUAUAUUGAAAAGGGUGUCCUUAAUAUUACUGACAUGGAUCCUUGGUGGGGAGGAGUUGAAUUUGGAGAAAAACUUCCUAAUAAUAGUUUAUUAGUAAGUGAAAAUACUCUUUUGUUACCAGCAGGAGCUUCUAACUUGUUUGGUAGCAGUAAUAACAUAUGGGGUUUUAGUUACGAUGCAAAUGCUGCUUCUGCUCCUGCUAUGGCAAUAGACAAGAUACGUAGCCUUAUGGAUGAUAAAACUGGUUAUCAUGGAAAUGGUAUCGGAAACUAUGGUUUAUUGCAACAAUGGAAAGAAAAUGGAUUAACUGAAAAAGGUAUAAGUGGUAUGUAUCAACGCCAGUGGAAUGAUAUUAUGAUCAACAUGGUGACUCCUACCAACCAAGCUAAAAUCGUUGGUACUGUUCAAUUUACGAUGGAAAAAACAUGCUAUGAUCCACGUUUUGCUAUACAAUAUUUUGUGGCCAUGAUUGGACUAAUUAUUAUAUUCUGUAUACUUUUGGCAAGUCUUAUGAAUGUUGGUUCUUUCAAUUCAUUGACUAAAAUUAGACUUGUUGUUCGGCAAAUGGAUCUUGGUAGAGCAAUAUUAAAUGCACAAGGAUAUGGAGAGGCGAGCAUAGUUGGUUCACCAAAAUGGAUAAAAAUAGAUGGUAAAAAAUUAAUGUUAUUAGGCGAAAAAGGUUUCGAAAAAAUUGAUUUUAGUGAAAAACCUUGA